Messenger RNA from Porites evermanni, 8578 nucleotides. The record is from the annotation of a GenBank genome assembly. NCBI's taxonomy places the organism in Eukaryota, Metazoa, Cnidaria, Anthozoa, Scleractinia, Poritidae.
AUGCAGUCUUUCCAUAGCGCUAAGGAGAGAUUUGGAGUGGAUGUAUGCGUGACGAAUGAGGAUCUAACAAAGGCUCCAGAAUGUCCACACGGUAGGCACUGAUCGAACGUUAGGGUACCCACUGGAUUUUCCUAGGUUGUUUCUUUUAACACCAUUUAACUGAUUUAAGCCAGAGAAACAUGUGGUUAAAAGCAGGCAACAUGUUCGAGAGCUUUAUGAGAGUAAGGUUUGUCACUAUAUCUGCCAUAUGAAUUUACCAAAGCAUUUUCUGGCGGAAAAUCCGAGAGAUUCAAACUACUGACUCAUGACUCAUAUGGCUCAUGACAGACUCAUUACAGAUUGCCCCCAACCCCUCCCCUCCAAGAGGUAUACAGUCAACUCUCUCUUCACGGACACCAUUAUAAGACGGACACCUCUCUAAGAUGGACACCUGGUGUUGGUCCCUGUAGUUUUUCAGUCAUUUUAUUGUAACUCUUCUCUCUAUAAGACAGGACAACCCUCUCAGACGGACAACAGACACUAAUUUUGAAAUUGUCAACAGACCCUUGGGAAGAGCUAUGUGCAGUGAAAAAUCCCUCAAAACCGAAGUGUAGGUGCUCUGCAUGACAGUAAAUUGCAAAAUUUUGAUUAUUUUGUAGUCUUGCUCCAGUUCGCGGAGUAUACUCUGUUACACUUUUAGACCACAAAGAGGUGAAUGUUAGCUUUAUGAAUGAGCCUUUGAUUGCACAAUAAGAAAAUGAUUCCACUUUUUUUGCUACAGUUUAAACUGUUUUGUACAAGUUAAACAGCUGUCUUUUCAUUGCGAAUACAUGUAGGUUCAGCGUUAAUUUCUUAAAAUUACUGGUGUCAUGUUACCUUGACUCUCUUCAAGAUGGACACCUGUCUAAGAAGGACAGUCAGGGCCAGUCCCAAAGAUGUCUGCCUUAGUGAGAGUUGACUGUAUAUUGAGAAUUAAAGAUAUUGAGAUUCUGAACUUAGAGCUGGGAAACGUAGUGAGUAGUCGGAAAAAGAGUUGCUUUAUGCCCCAAACUUCCUUGUGGAAGGACUUCCAAGCUGUAAGCUUAAGGGUAUAAGAAGUAUUUUCUGUGGAAGUCACAUAUCAUUUUAAACCUGGAGCAGCAAACAUCACGAUCAAUGAGAGAUUUAGACUUAAUUUAUCAGUGAGUCUAUGCAUUUUGGUGGCAGCGCCAAGUCAUUUCAGGGUUUGCAGUAGGACACUCCUGGCUCAUGAAGACAUUGCUGAAGAAUGUUAAAAUUAUAAACAACUGCACUAAGUUGGCAAUUCAUGCUUUGCUAAUCAAAUGUGACCACCAGGGAAUGUUCUUUAGAUCAAGUUUACUAUCAAACUUGGAAACGAACCCCACAGUUGCUCCAACAAAUUUCUUCGAGUGUGAUUUUUCAAGAAAGCAUUAGAAGUCAGUUGUUAGAGCGUAAGAUAGUUAAUGAAACUAGGAGACUUAGGACAAAGUCAGGAGACUUGGCAAGUCUGUCAUUGACUCAUUUACACUUAAUUCUCUUUCUCUACAGGAGUGUCAUCUUGACUUAGUCACCCUAUUGAUCUCUGUCACCCCAAUCACCCAUCUCACUUUUCUUUUGUAGGGCCCAUGCUUCUGUUUGAAAGAUUCUUUNCUUGGAAACGAACCCCACAGUUGCUCCAACAAAUUUCUUCGAGUGUGAUUUUUCAAGAAAGCAUUAGAAGUCAGUUGUUAGAGCGUAAGAUAGUUAAUGAAACUAGGAGACUUAGGACAAAGUCAGGAGACUUGGCAAGUCUGUCAUUGACUCAUUUACACUUAAUUCUCUUUCUCUACAGGAGUGUCAUCUUGACUUAGUCACCCUAUUGAUCUCUGUCACCCCAAUCACCCAUCUCACUUUUCUUUUGUAGGGCCCAUGCUUCUGUUUGAAAGAUUCUUUAAAGAUGGCCGAUCACCUCGUAGGUUUUAUGCAUGCUCAGCAUCUAGAGACAGAAAGGACUGUUCAUUUUUUCAGUGGGAAGAAGAAAAAAUUUCAGAAGCCAGGAAAAAAGCCCAUAAAGAAAUUAUAAAAAAAUCAAGAUUACCAUUUAUUGAAGCUUGUCAUAAGUAUCAGAGCAUAUUUGAAUCAUUGGACAAUUUGCAAAGGAAAAAAUGUUUGUUUUGUCAUUCUUGUGGCCUGCUGUUUAUGCCAAAGGAGAAAGGAAAACACCGUACCCAUGAAUGUGAACAGGCAGGUGAUCUCAGGAAACCAACAGUGAUGAUGAGGCCAAGAGAAAAUGAGAAGACACAAGCUGUAAGUUCAAGGGACCUACAUUUUAUUUAUAGUACUAUAACUGCACUGUAGUCACCAAAUUACUAGUCAAUGUCUUGUGUAUCUGUUACAAGUCAAAUUUGAUUAUAGGUAAAAAAAUUUUAACCUAGGUUGAUCUCAAUUUCCUUUUUCUUCUAGGGCUAGGAGACAAUUAUGGAAAUUGAGAAUCAACCUAGGUUAGAUCAAAAUUAACCUGAAAUCAAAUUUGACUUGUAACAUAUCCAUGCUUGCUUUUGUUUUUCUUUGCGUUACCUUGUCUCUUCGUGCCCCAUUAUGCAUGAGGCCUUCACACUUCUCCACCAACCUGCUAUCUUGAAAAGUGUGUCUGGUUUUACAGGGAUGGGACAUUAACCCUUUGCCCAACCCCUAACCUGGAGGGCCAGGCAUUGCAAUUUAUUCGUCUGGCGUUUUACCCAAAACCUUGCAAGCAUGGUUGAACCCACCAGGACCAAGGUCCUCACUGUUAUAGCAACCACCAAAUUAUGGCGCAACACUAAACAAGGAGGAUUCUUUUAUAUUACCUUGCUUUAUUGUUUUAAUUUUUUUUUGGUCUUGAGAAACAACAGAGAAAAGUUCAAAGGAAACAGCUGAUCCUGAUAUUAUGUAUAACCAGAAUUUCCAUUUCCAUUAUGUAUAACCAGAAUAACCAUUUCCAUUCUCAACGUAUUUGCAUGUACAUUGUAUUUUAUCAAAUGUUGUAAAAAUGCCUUUUUUUCCAUGAAAUUUUUUUGUUUCAGCAAUACUUCUUUUCAAGGAAGGCAACUAAGUUCAUAGCUUCCCUUUUUGAGGAUUUAGGCUUCAAGAAUGUUUUAUGUGUUGGAACUCCAAGGUACUGUUUUAGAAUAAAAAUUAUUUGAUUGUUAUAACCAUUUAUUGAGUGCCCUUGUGAUUAAGAAUGAAUGCCACCUUAUUAGCCAAUCAGCACUUGCCUGUAUGUUAAAAGUACAGUCAAACUAAUACAUAUACAUGCAAUAUCAUUCACAUUGUCGUUAAUUUUUUAUUUUCAGACUUCAUGAAGAAAUUCAAUGUAGCCGUCAGACAUCAGAUGGGCAUCUUGAUAGUCUCCUUAUGGAUGUUGACUUCCGUUAUGUAUGUUAUCAUACAAAGAUGAUUAAACCUUUUUGACUAGUAAUUGUCUUUGAUUGCAUGUUAGGGUGUCCUUGAUUAUGCCAGUUAUGGUUGCUACUUUUUUUCAACACAGGCCCAGUUUUUUCCAUCUUCCAAGUUUUGCUUGUACAACAUGUUCAAUCAUUUCUUCUUUGAGAGUGUUACAAGUGAGAAGGUAUUCCAAGACUUUCUGAGGAGAGAGGGGCUAGUUUUGGUGAUGGACCCUCCAUUUGGUGGUUUGGCUGAAGUUCUUGCUCACUCUGUAAAGAUAAUUUGGGAUCAGUGGAGGAAAGUUAAUAGUGAUGGUAAUGUUUUUAAAAAUAAUUAUCUGCAUUCCNAGGGUGUCCUUGAUUAUGCCAGUUAUGGUUGCUACUUUUUUUCAACACAGGCCCAAUUUUUUCCAUCUUCCAAGUUUUGCUUGUACAACAUGUUCAAUCAUUUCUUCUUUGAGAGUGUUACAAGUGAGAAGGUAUUCCAAGACUUUCUGAGGAGAGAGGGGCUAGUUUUGGUGAUGGACCCUCCAUUUGGUGGUUUGGCUGAAGUUCUUGCUCACUCUGUAAAGAUAAUUUGGGAUCAGUGGAGGAAAGUUAAUAGUGAUGGUAAUGUUUUUAAAAAUAAUUAUCUGCAUUCCAUAUGACUUUAACUGGAAUAUUAUAAUUUAAUAAAAUCUAACUAGUGGUCUAUUACUGAUUGGUUUUAAGCUACUAGUAGGCUAUACGUUAUAGCCCCCUAGUAGUGAAAAGCGAGGGCUGUUUGGUGGCAAAAAAGGAUUGAAGUCUAGCUUUAACUAGCUAAAAUUUUUUAUUCUCAAUAUUUUUGACCAACUUGUUAGAUUUUACUAAAAAAAAUUAUUCCUCUCGCCCUCAUUUCGUCUGAGUCAAUAGCCCAUUCGGCCUUCAGCCUCGUGGGCUAUUGACUCAGAGCCCAUUCAGGCUCAAGGAAUAACUGUUAAAUACACUCGAGCCCCCCAUUAAGAGGCUGAGCCAGGUCUGAAGUUUUUUUUCUGGUUGAAGAGAUUUUUUGGGUGAUGCGGAGAUGGAAUUUGUUAUGGGAUUUACAAAGAACAAUGUUACAUUCGCAUUUUAUCUCAUUCACUUGUCAAAAUCGGGAAUAAAAAACUUUGAAUUUUUGCAAAAGAUCAAUUAUGUCAGUCUGUUCUUCAUAUUCUUGCUGCUUGGAUUGUACAUGAAUGUGAUGAGAUGCAGACUGCACACAGGAUAAUGAUCAUUCAACUUUCUUGGAAUCAAGGUCUGGAAUGGACUUCCAAAUCAGGACAAGAUUCUUAUACACGUAAUGAUUUUAAAAGGAACUUCAGAAAACAUUUUCUUUAAGCUAACCUAGUAUUUCGUGUGUGCGCGCUAUAUAUAUCCUGUAAAUAUUUAUGUUUUUAUUAAUUUAAUAUUUUAUUCAAUUUGUCUAAUAUUCUUUAAUUAAAAUGGUUUGUUCUUUAAUUGAGUCAUAUUGAAGUAGAAGAGUCCUUAUAGGGAGCCUCGAUGAGGUAUUCUAUUCUUUUCUAAGUUUCUAUUCUACUGUGAAUACCAAAAACAAGUAUUAUUUAUUUUGUUGUAGAAUUUAAAGAUAAGGAACUACCUACCCUUUGGAUAUUUCCAUAUUUCAUGGAGCCUCAUGUAAAAGCAGCACUUCCAUCUUUAACCAUGCUUGAUUAUAAGGUAAAAAAAAAACAUCUUUUUGCAUUACGGCUUCAUUUUUUCCCCACUUGUUUCUGAGCCUUUGGGGCUUCAAGCAUAAGCUGUGUUGUUUCUGCUUUUAAAGGUCAAGUUCUUUGCACAAAUCGUUUCUUUGGGCCUCUGACAUUUUUUCACUAAUAAAUUCACAAUCUUGGGUUUCAACAUUCUCAACCUCCACAACCUCGGCCAUGUUUUCUUCGUGCCCAAAUAUGCCCGAGGUCAAGAGCGCGCUUACUCACCAUCUUCCCGCGUUUUUGGUGCUGGAAAAUUGACCAAUCACAGGUGUUGUGAAGCGUAGCAAGUUGUGACGCAAAUAAUAAAAUUGAAAGUUUGUUGCAAAAAGUAGAACUCAACAUCGAAAUUUGUUGCGUGACAAGUUGAGAGCGAAGGUGGUAAUACGGGCAACAACGCUUUUCAACUUGCAAUGCAACAGUGUUGCGCGACAAGUUGAGCGAAAAUUUUGCCCGUAUUACUUGACCUUAACGUAAGCUGCAACAAUUCUUUUCUCCUACCAUCACGGAAACUAUCCAAACUUUGUUUGCAUUUUGACAAGAUGUAAACGAAGGGAGAAAGUUUGGUCAAAAUAGAUCUUUUUGGUCGCAGGAAUGUGCCUGGAGAACCUUUUUGACCAAAUGGAACACAGUGAAAUUUUUAAAAGAAAUUAUUCAACCCUGUUGUAAAAACCAUUCAGAUGUUCUAAAAUUAGAGAAAAAACACACUUGACCGAUUUUCUGACUAGAAGCUUGUAACCUAACCUAAGAAAAGAGCCCGCAUUUUGCAGCGCUACCAUUGGAUUCCACGCGGAAUGACAUCUGAGGAUGAAGCGCAGAAAUUCCAUUCUGAUGACGUGUCACUACUCAGAUUUGCAUAGUGCUUCUGAAUGAUAGAAUCAAAUUUCCUGCGCGGCACGACCAAUCAGAAGCAUUACCCAGAUCUGUGUAGUGAACGUCAUCAAUAUGUAAUUUCUGCAGUCGUUUGAUCCUUAGAUGUCAUUUCUCGGGGAACCCAGUGGAGUAGCAUCGUGAAAAGUCGGCUCUUCUCUCAAUCUACUUGUAACCUUACACCUGCAUAUCCCUUUAAGUCGCAAGAGUGACCAACAUCAAUUUUCUCCCAACAAUAUCAGUACACAAUCAAGAGAAAAGGUUGUGAGAAUUCAUAAAAUAAUCACCUGAGGGAAAAUGCCUUGAUCUUUUAUCAAAUUCUCUCAACUUAUUCUUUAUAGAAAUGUAUAGAGACCAGUUUGGAGAAUCUCUAUGUUGAUACUGGGGAUAAAGGGAUAUGCAAACCUUAAUAACGCGAUCUCUAUUUCGUUUUUGUGCAGGUUGACUAUGACAAUCAUCCACAUUUUAAAAGUAAAAACAUGAAAGGAUCUAAACGGGGUUCACCUGUGAGAAUUUUUACCAACAUAAAUGCUGCUGACAUCGUUUUACCUGCAGAAGAAGGUUACAGGUAUUCUUUUUACUUCCCACAAUGUUAACCUUUUUAAAAGCCCAAUAUCCACAAUACGGACUGGUCUCCAUACAUUUCCUUAACUAAUAAGCUGAGAAAAUAAGAUAAGAGAUCAAAGCAUUUUAUUUUGGGUGAACUUUUUACUAAUUCUCAUAACCUUAUUUCCUGAUGAUGUACGGAUAUUGUUAAGAGAAUAUUCAUGUUCGUCACUUUUGGGAGAGAAAAGCAAACGUCAUUUCCUCUCGUCCUUUCCCCUGAUAACUCCCUUCAUGGAAAGGACAACCUGUGAUCGAAAAACAGACGGACGAACCCACAAACCGACGGAGUAUUAAACGGACGGACGGACGGACGUACCGAUGGAUAGAAAAACGGACAGACCGACGGACGGAUCGAUAGAAAAACGGACGGACGGACAGACAAACGAACGGACGGACAGAGGGAAGGACAAACAGACGUAGGCACGGACGGACGGAUAGUCGUCAGUUGAAAACGAUGUGUUUGAAAGUUAGCCUGUGAAGUUGCUUGACUGUAGCUUAUGUCAAUAAGAAUUAAAAACUGAAAUAUAUACUAAAAGUAUCUACAAAUGUGAGAUUGUCGACAGUAUGCCAAAUAUAUACAGAUUCAUCAUUUCUAAAACUACCAAUAGAUACGGUUGUUACCUUAAAACUUGAGACUAAAUUCAUUGAAAACACCCAUAGAUUCAUAGGUUCUAUAUUGAAUAUCAUUUGCCAGGACACUAUGUUUUUUGGUCACUACGUUCCUUAGUACUGAGCCUCAGUACGUGAGAGUCUUUUAUGCAGCAAUUGUUGAAACGGGGAACUAUUAGUGAGUCACGUGUCAGGGAUGAAUAACUUCUGGCUCGUUUCUUUUGCGAUACAAUCACUUAGAGUAACAGGUUAUCCGUAGUAGUAUAGUAGUGCGCAUUAUGAAAACUAAUAACAAUAGCAGAUUUAUAAUAAAGAAGCGGUCUUGCCACCGCAUGCGUUGCUGAGUUUAGACAUGGGAAUCAAAAUCCACACUAGCAACUCUUUAUUUUAAUUCAGAUUUUGUAAGAGCUGUAACAGAUAUGUGGCACCUGAAAAUAUCCACUGUGGCAAAUGUAAUGGUUGUAUGUCAAAGGUAUGUAAUCAUUAACUAAAUUCCUACUCGGUCAUACGAUUUACACUUAAUCAGCGUAGUCAUUGUCUUAACUUUUCCUAGAAGGUGUGGAUGUACGUAUACAUGCAUGUCUGAUUGUUUUAUCCUGUGGGAAAGGUGCUUGAUAUUUUGCCAACCUAUUAUUAAACAUGAAAUAUUCAUACACUUUGUGAAUUCUGGACCCUUAGUAGCUGACUGGAAUCAUUAUUGGCUAUAUUGCAGUUUUUCGUGGUUUAAUGACGUUAAUGAAUUUUACGAAGCAUAAUCUAGUUGGUCGUAAAAUUUCAAGGUUUUAAGGUAUUCGAGUGCUUUGUUCCUUUGUUCCAAAAGAAUGUGGCUGUAGAUGGUUGAAGAAACGGGGCGGUGAGACGUGCAAAGGGCUUUUUGAACAUUUAAUGGCUUUUCAUUGAAAAAAAAAGGGUAAAUAAAUAAAUAAAAAAAGCAUCCCGUCUUUAAUGCCAGGGCACUGAGGGCCUCGUGCUGUAUUUGAACUUCUUGGUCAUUCUACAGCCUGCGCGUGCCUUUGUUUACCUAUCAAGCACUCACAUCGAUUUCUUACCUAAAUUUGACCGACUGAAAUAGCCUGCCUAAUUAGUACAGGCUAAUUAAUGUUAUGCGUUGGGUUAAACAAGGAGAAAGAAUGAAAAUGACAACUUGUAAAACAUGAAUUUUAACGGUUAGUUUUAUGUAUGUCAUGUUUUUGUAGGACGGACGACAGUAUGUUCACUGUGAGAUGUGUGGCAAAUGUGUUAAGCCAGGUAACAAUAAUUUGUUUAGUAAACUUAAGUUUAAGGGAAGUGCUUUUGAAAUUUCAACAACAACAAAACUCAGUUUUAUUCUUUGCUGUGACAGGCCUAGAGCACUGUAUGACUUGUGAUCGUUGUGACUUGAAGGGACAUGCUUGCAAGAGGUAG